AUGUUGAUCCAUAAUCCCUCAUUGGCCGACGAGAUCUACGCCCUCAACGCCAUCUACGGCGAGGGUUCCAUGAGCGCCACCUUUUCCGACGCCAACCACACCACAGUGUCCGUCAAACUCCCUGGCUUCAACUAUUCAUUCCUGCUCCGCGUCUUCGAUGACUAUCCCCAAUCAUCCCCGCAGGUCCUGGGAGUUGAUAGCCUUGCGGAGAGCAGGAAGCAAGAAGUCCAACAGAAUGCCGUCUACUUGGGCGCUUGCGUCCCCGCCGUGCAUUACCCUGGAACUGUCUGUCUGUACGACGCCAUCGAGGAGUUUAACACGGUGCACAAAGCCCUGCAAGCACAUAUCCAACAGCCGGGAGAUACAGAGGAGGACUCUCAACGGAAGUCUGCUCAGAGAGCUGCUAUUCUAAGGCGCUUGGCUGUUCGAGCCAAGGUAAAGGCAGGUACAGGACGGCAGGAAAGUGUCACUGCGGACCCGUCUUUUGAUGUAGUCGACUGUGCUGUUUGCAUGGACCCGUUCUUCAGGGUUGACCUCAACAUGUUCAAGACGAGACAAGAGUUGAAAUGCUGUGGCCAGAGCGUACCACUCAAGACGCUCCGCGAAGUCGGCGGCCUGGAUGCGGAGUUGCUCGAUGCGUUGGGUCUCUGGCUUCAAGAACUCCACACUGCGAACCCAAUAUACUGUCCAUGGGAAGACUGCCUUGCGUAUAUUCCAGGGGCUUCAGGCAUGGGAGACUACGCUAAAUGCCACGUCUGUAAGAAGAGGAUGUGUAUGGCCAGUAGGGGAAAGGAACACGGUGGGAUAUGCAAGCGCGACAAGAAGCUGCAAGCGCUCGUUCGGAAAGAGAAAUGGAAAUUCUGUCCCUGGUGCGGCCAUCUUGUGGAGAAAAGGGCAGGAUGCAACCACAUGACAUGCAUUUGCGCCACCGAGUUCUGCUACCGUUGUGGGAAGGUCUGGGCAGGAGGCCAACCGGACUGCGAUUGUGGCCUCUUCCAACGACUGGAUUGA
This is a messenger RNA of Fonsecaea multimorphosa CBS 102226, 1011 nucleotides long. RefSeq lists its product as uncharacterized. Gene Ontology annotation, cellular component: ubiquitin ligase complex; cytoplasm. Gene Ontology annotation, biological process: protein polyubiquitination; ubiquitin-dependent protein catabolic process; positive regulation of proteasomal ubiquitin-dependent protein catabolic process. The transcript has 2 exons. Bases 1 to 1011 code for a protein of 336 amino acids. NCBI's taxonomy places the organism in Eukaryota, Fungi, Ascomycota, Eurotiomycetes, Chaetothyriales, Herpotrichiellaceae. Gene Ontology annotation, molecular function: ubiquitin protein ligase activity; zinc ion binding; ubiquitin conjugating enzyme binding. The record is from RefSeq and is a predicted model, not a curated record.